AUGACGUUUUCCUUUUCUUCGCCAACAUUAACGACAACCGAUAUUCUCGAUCGUACCUUGCAUAAGCAACAACAUCAAGCUGGCAUGACGGAUUUCCCAUCAGCUCUUGAAAAAUGGAUGAUGCAUGAUUCCCCUACUGACAUUCUUGAUUGUGAACUCCCAACCUCGCUUGUAAAGCAGGAUUAUGACGCAACACCUGCAUCUGGAUCGCCCACUUCACAAUACAAUGACGUGCUCAACGAUAUUUCACCCUUCAAUACACCGAGGCGACAACAUUACACAUUGGGCCUGGAUAGCAAUGACAUGAUGCAUCCAACAAGCUUGUUAACACCAAACGAAGCAGCCUACUUUGAGAUGUCAGAGUAUCUCGUACAUACUCCUGAGAGUGAACAAAAUGAUGAUGCUUCAUCGCCCACCAGCAUCGAGCAUUGCGUUUCGCAUUCAACCCGUGACAUGCAGCUCACCAAGUCUAUUACUGCUGCCAAUCAUGAUCAUGAAAAAGGACUUCAUAUUCGUGUGAUUGGUGCUCCUGACAAAUCGCGUGUGGAAACACAAACACGUCUAUGCAUCCAGUUGGUGACAGGUAGCGGAACCAAAGUGACCGAUUGGCCUUAUCUGAAACUCCCGGAAAGACUUCUUGCGCAUUCACGUCUGAAACGUGCUGCACAGCAUCAACAACAGCAAGAGCUGCAUGAUAAACAACGCGCACAGCCACUAUCGUCUUCAACGUCAAAACAUUCAUCCCCUUCACAAAACAAUGACGACAACGUGGAAAAGGAUGCACUUCAUCUUGAUGCAAAGGUUGUAUGUGCUAGUCAGCCUGAUGUGGCUGUGAAGGUGUGUCAAGGUUGUAUCCAACGGGAGCGAAAACGAGCCGAGCGAUCAAAAACAAGCGAGUACAACCGAAUCUUGGAAGAAUUUCCAGAACAAGAUCGUAUCUUACUUUUCAAUUGUGGGCCCAUGGUUAGCUUCAGCUCUGGAGAUGCCAUCCUUCCCACUCGCAUUGCUUGUUAUUGCCGCCAUCAUAGCGAAAAGAAAGGCUUUUGCGUGGAAUUUACGAUUCGUAACAGCAAAGGACAAGAGAUUGCAAAAGGUUCCUCACCACCGAUUCUUAUCACCGACGAUCACAAGAGUACUCGGCAUAAAGGUCGGAAACGUAGCCGAGCCAGCAUGGUGGCCGAUACAACAACAUCAUCAUCCACCGAUGACUUAUCAGACAAGGGUACUUUUACGCCUCCUACUUGCAUUACACCACGUCGCAUUAGCCAUGGUGGUGGAUCAUCAUCGUCAUCAUCGCCAUCAACGGCAUCAUCCGUCAAUAGCUUUUUUGAUUUCAUGGUGCCUGGAUCUUUACCCACGCCCAAUGGUGAUGAUGAAAAGAUAAAUCACCGCCACCACAGCAGCAGCAGCAACAGUCGUCGUACAUCAUGUUCUUUCUUUGGGGAUGUGUCACCAAUGACAACAACAACAACAAGCGGUAAAAGCCUCAUACCCACGUUGAUGGCAGCAAGGCACCACCACAGCAACCCACAAGUGGAUCGAUUGGUACCAUCCCAAGGCCCUAUUUAUGGUGGUGUAGAAGUGACGGUUCUGGGCAGUGGAUUCUAUCAAGGGUUGACAUGCUUUUUUGGUGAGCACGAAGCCGAGACUAUUUAUUGGAACCCCAACACGUUGGUUUGUGUGUUGCCGCCAAAUACACAGCCAGGGCCUGUUGUUGUUACUUUUAAAUCCCACUCGCUGGUUCUCGAAGGCCAUGAUGUACCGCUAUUCACCUAUCAUGAUGCUAAUGAGCAAGCCUUACUUGAGCUGGCACUUCAAGUGGUCGGCUUGAAAAUGACCGGCAAGCUGCAUGAUGCUAAGCACAUUGCAAUGAAAAUUGUUCAAGGGAGUGGCAACAAUAAUGGCAACGGGUCAUUGUUUUCUUCAUCAGCUGCUAUUUCUACUAGUCCCUUAUUGACGUCCUCAUGA
Lichtheimia ornata is the source of this 1968-nucleotide messenger RNA. RefSeq lists its product as uncharacterized. The record is from RefSeq and is a predicted model, not a curated record. Bases 1 to 1968 code for a protein of 655 amino acids. The transcript is spliced from 5 exons. NCBI's taxonomy places the organism in Eukaryota, Fungi, Mucoromycota, Mucoromycetes, Mucorales, Lichtheimiaceae.